This is a messenger RNA of Drosophila hydei, 805 nucleotides long. RefSeq lists its product as uncharacterized. The transcript is spliced from 3 exons. The record is from RefSeq and is a predicted model, not a curated record. Lineage: Eukaryota; Metazoa; Arthropoda; Insecta; Diptera; Drosophilidae. The coding region runs from base 120 to 581 and encodes 153 amino acids.
GUUGUGGGAGUUGUCCAAUUUGUGUUGUUGCUUUUAUAGGCAUUUAAAAAGUUUAUUUACCAAUUUGUUAUUGCAUUUUAUUAUUGACUUAGCUUACAGAAUUUACUGUGAGCAGCACUAUGAAAUCCUGGGAAAUAGCUGUGUUGCUGCUAGCCGCCGCUUAUCUGUGCAGUCAAGUGGAUUUCGUACAGGGACUAGAGUGCUAUGUGUGCUCCAAUCAGACGGGCAACACAGAGAAGUGCCUCAACACGAUCAAGACCUGUGAACCAUUUGAGAAUGUCUGCGGCACUGAAAUACGCUGGGGCAGUCAGCCCUACUUCUCCGAGGGCGCUCUCAAGCAAUAUUAUGUCUCCAAGCGCUGCAUGACCAAGGAGCAAUGCCAGUCGAAGCGCCGACGCUAUAUGCAAAUGUAUUGCACACACAUCUGGUACGAGGAUUGGGCAUGCAACGAGUGCUGUCAAGGCGACAGGUGUAACUACUUCAUUAUCAGCGGUGCGACGGGUCAGCAAAGCCACAUGGUUAAGUUCUUAGCUCUAUUACUGGGCGUUGGACUGCUCAUAAGACGUACCAUAAUGCCUUAGAGCUCAAAUGAAGCUAAUAUUCGGCAUUGUCUGUUACGCACAUUCACAUUCCAAGGAAGCUAAGUAAUCGUAAUUUUAAAUGUAAUUGUAAUACCUUCUCAUUUUGUCCACUAGUUAGUAGUUACCACCGUAUGCCGUCCAUUUUAUGUACAUUUUGUAUGUAGCUGACAAGCUCAAAGUGCCUUCACGCUCUCUUUUUUAUGUAUCUAAGGCUUGUUAAAGUU